GUUACUGAAUUAAUCUGCCGUGCGUGCGUGCAUGAGACUCAAUCUGCCGCCACAUCUCCCAAAAUAGCAUUGACGAUUUUGAUUUCAAGUUCAGUAAAUCUACCGAGCAGAUGGAAUCCAACAAUCAAAUGAAUGGCAAUAUGGAUGACAACCUAGAGAAGACCGUACCUGAUGUGUCCUUUGAAGGGGUCAAGCUGAGCCUCGAUUCCAACAAUCUCCUCGAUGAGAACAACCCUGGUGUUCAAGGAACCGAGGGCCAGGCCACUCCUGUCGACAAUUCUCAACCAAGCCCGAUUAACUCUGGAGGAUUCUACUUUGCUUCCCAGGCUGGUCGUUUGGAAGCAGCAGCUUCUGCAUGUCAGCUGUCCCUCAUCAACGAGGAAGAGGACGGCAAGCUGGAGGGGGUGUGGCUCCUGACUGAGAUCGACCAUUGGGACAACGAGAAGGAGCGCAUCGCCGCGGUGACACAGAAUUCCCUCUACCUGGUCAAGUUUGAUUUCAUCACGAACCAGGUCAAGAGCUACAGGAGGAUUAUGUACAACAUGCUGAGUGCAAUUCAGAAGGGAAACUUUGUGUAUCCGGAGAAGACGCUUGCACCACCACGUGCAGGCGAGGGGGUCAGGCUUCACUGGAGCAGUGGACGUGCAUUGUCGGUCCUCGAGAAGUGGAACCCGUUCAGUGAUACCAUCCCGUACACCACACUCACUAGCCAUCCGCUGGAGACCGAUGAUACAAGACAAGCACAGAACUACCAGGUCAGCCAUUUCUACAACACUCUCCAGCAAGCCGUGACCACCUGCCGAUCGGAGCGCCACCCCAACCUCCCCCCUGUGACACUCACCCAAGUUCCCAUCGAGCUUGAGAUCUACCUAGGGCUCUCCAGCAUGGUCUACAACCAAAGCAAGCUUGGGUUCUUCAGGGAGAGGGGCGGCGUAAGCUUCUAAGAAACCUCCCAGUGUGAAUGGGGUUCAUGGUAUGUACGCUCCUCUAGGUUAUUCACAUAUGACACACAUUCAUACUGUUGUUAUAAUAUGGUAUAGUCAUAGAUUUACAUGUAAUGUAGAGAAAAGUGUAAAUAGUAUGAAUGGAGUGUAUGGUUUCUGUUUACCUGGGUGUGUGUUAUGCUUAUCACAUUUAUACCGUUAUAAAAUUUGUGGAUGCAUCAAAGAAGUAAAUGGUGGUGUGUGGGGGGUUUUUCAACAGAUGGAGAGCAUCAUAUGAUAGACUUUAUAUACAGAUUGUAUCCUUACAAAGACGUUGGUAUGAAUUACAUGUGUGUACCUAUGCGUAUCACUAUUAGAAUAAGGUGAGCUACCAGCAUUCUUUAGGGUCACAGAACUUUUAAAUUGGAAUAUAUCAUCGUCUUUCAUCUUAAUAGAAUAGUGAGAAGUGGAUGAAUUCUUGGGUAAUACAUUGUACGGAUAUCAAGAAGAAAAAAAUCCACCAUUUUAUUUUGCAACUUGAUCUCAUAAAUCUAACAUGUAUGUGUUGUUCAUGUUUAUUGUAGCUUUACAGUCUUGAAUCUGUACCACAUUAUAAUCAAUCAUGAAUUGAAAUCAGUUGGCAUCAAUAUAAAAGAAUGUAUAGAGACAUGCUACAUUGUACAUGUACAUGUAGUUGGAGUUCAUGUUUAUUGAUUAUCAAUGAUAAUCCAGUCUUUUUCAUACUGUACAUUCACACAGGGCGGAGUUGUGAAUAGUGUGAUUACAAUAAAUCAAUUUGAUAUGGUAACUAGUAACUAGUACGUGUACCUUUUCCCUCAUUUUAUAGUGGUUGAUAUUGCAUACAUGUACAUGUAUGUAAAUUGAGUGGCCAUGGUUGCACAAUGCGUAAUUAUUUCUUUAAUGAAAUAAUCCCAUUGUGGUAAUGUACGAAAGGUGAUCGUGAUUAUGAUAUUGCUUUGAUUAUUCAUGUAUAUUUAAAUGCAGAGUCUGAAUACAGGGGCGGAUCCAGCUUUUUAUAAAGGGGGGGGUUGGGGUGGUAUGCGAGGGAGCGUAGCGAUCGAGUCCAAGCGAGCGGAGCGAGCGAGGGGGGAGGGUGUGGGAGGGGGGUGUCCCCCCUCCCACAGUAGGGAAAAUUUUUGAAAAUCUGUGUGUGAAAAUGGAAUAAAUACAUAGAAAUAGAAUAAAAUAAAAUUACAAGUUU
Lytechinus pictus (painted urchin) is the source of this 2145-nucleotide messenger RNA. Its product is annotated as tumor protein p63-regulated gene 1-like protein. The record is from RefSeq and is a predicted model, not a curated record. Gene Ontology annotation, cellular component: cytoplasm. Lineage: Eukaryota; Metazoa; Echinodermata; Echinoidea; Temnopleuroida; Toxopneustidae. Bases 111 to 944 code for a protein of 277 amino acids. The transcript is spliced from 5 exons.